Messenger RNA from Pelagomonas calceolata, 1260 nucleotides. NCBI's taxonomy places the organism in Eukaryota, Pelagophyceae, Pelagomonadales, Pelagomonadaceae. The record is from the annotation of a GenBank genome assembly.
UUUGAGUUUUUGGCUUUGCACGCGCAUCUAGCGCACGACUGGUGCGCCUGCUGUUGCACGCAUAAGACACGUUUUUUGGAUUCGUGCUGGAAGCUGCGGCUUCCUGGGCUGCAGGGCUAGGUGUGGCGAGGACACAGCAUGGCAGGCAUUAUCUCCCAUGCCGCUGCGGCGAAAGCUGUCGAGAUGGAGGCUGGAAAAGGAGGGGCGAGCAGAGACGUCCAAGCAAGCACUGCAGCGGAAAAGAAACAACACGUCUGCACACACUGCGGCGCCCAGCACGCCUCGCGCUCCGCUCUCUUCCGCCAUUUAAGGGCCCAGUGCGACCCGACGCUCAACAAGGAGAAUGUGGCGAAGCUCGCCGUGGUCGUCGCCUACGCCGGCGACGCGCAGCUCGGCGCCGACGCGAGAAAUGGCGGCCCGGCGGCGACGACGCAGCUAGUCGUGAAAGCUGUUGGGAACGCGUGCGCAGGCGCGGCUGGGGGCGGCGCGGUCGUCCAGUCGACGCACGCCGCUGUCAGCACGGAGAAGCACGCCGGCGCGCGCGCGAAUAUUGUGCUUGUGGCGCUGCGCAACAUCCAAGCCGGCGCGCGGCUCACCGCCACGACGCUCGACGAGCGCCUGCCCGACGGCCUGCGCGUGCUCGCGGCUAGGUUCCUCACAAACAGCGCGGCGGACCAGGCGCUCGCGGGGCGGCUGACGAAGCGCAUCCGCCGCUGCGCGCACGUGAUUGCGGUGCCCUACGCCGCCGUCGUUGUAGACGAGGACGAGCGCGACGAUGGCCGGUCCGUAUUUGUGGUGGCGACGCGGCCGGGCGGGCGCGACCCGGCCGUGGACGAGGCCUGGAUCCGCGACGUAGCACGAAUGGCGGACGCGCCGCCGCCGGACGCGGUGGAGGGCGUCUGCGGCGGCGACGCCUUCGCGAAGCUCUCGUACGGCGACGCGGAGCUUGCGAAGAAUGCGGUUUCAAAGCUCGACGGCCUCGCGCGAGGCGACGUCGUUCUCCAGGUGAUGCCGUGGCGCGAGGCCCGGGCCAAGCUCGACGCGCACAAGCGCCUCAAGGACGCACUCGCCGCCGCGAGCCGCGCGGUCUUCAGCGGCGCGGCGUCCGUGCUGCGGCCCGCGUCGCUCGCGCGCGACGUCCGCACGGUCGGCGGCGACUGGCGCGACGACUGGCUGCUCGUCCGCGUCCGCGGUUUUGCGCAGUGCCCUAAUCAAAUUUCCGCCCAUGGGCAGUACGGCUGCGUCGUCGUCGAGAAAUGA